Molecule: messenger RNA, 654 nt
Organism: Anthonomus grandis grandis
Lineage: Eukaryota; Metazoa; Arthropoda; Insecta; Coleoptera; Curculionidae
Exons: 4
Coding region: 1-654 (217 amino acids)
Source: RefSeq, a predicted model, not a curated record
AUGCAUGCAAAGGAGGAAGAAAAACUUUUGCAAUGGUACGAAGAGUUAGAAUCUGAAGAACAAAGUUGUGGAAAUAAGGACAAUAUUGACGUUGAGGAUUUAACUGAUGAUGAUAUUGAACGUGAGCAAGAGGGAAAGUGGAUAUUUGACGUAGCAAAACCGCCUCGUCAAAUAAAACCUUUCUGUAACUGUAAAAUAAAUGAAUCAGAGAAAAUUGGAUUAAAGAACUUUUUUAUGGAAUUACCGAAAAUGGAGUCUCAUUAUUGUAGAGCUUUACCGAGUAAAAAAUAUUUGGAGCCUAUUUGGCAGACUAAGGCUGCAUUAUACAGAAGUUAUAUUGAAUACUGUAAAACUAGGUCUAUUAAACCUCUCUCCAUAAAGACGUUUCAUGAAGAGUUUGCUUUAGAUAACCUAAGCCUAUACGCACCCAAGAAGGAUCAAUGUGACCUUUGUGUCUCAUAUAGGGCGGGAAACGGUGACGAACAGAUAUAUAACCAACAUGUUUCCAGAAAAAAUAGAGCACGCGAUGAAAAAUCUACAGAUAAAAGCACAGCUCAUCGUGUUUUUACAAUGGACCUUCAAUCGGUUCUUCUUUGUCCAAUGCCAAAGGCUUCGAAAAUUUAUUACAAAAAAAAGAAAGUUGGUAGUUCAUAA